Molecule: messenger RNA, 3182 nt
Organism: Vitis vinifera (wine grape)
Lineage: Eukaryota; Viridiplantae; Streptophyta; Magnoliopsida; Vitales; Vitaceae
Product: B3 domain-containing transcription repressor VAL1
Exons: 14
Coding region: 289-2937 (882 amino acids)
Molecular function (GO): zinc ion binding; DNA binding
Source: RefSeq, a predicted model, not a curated record
CCAAAAUCACCGCUUGUUCUCUCUAUAAAAGGAGAAGAUUUCCCCAUGAAUUGAUCUUAUCUAGGGUUUUUUGGGUGUCUACUCAAGGGUCUCUACAGGGAAGGCUCAUUUAGGUUUCCACCAUUUUAGAGGUUCAGAGAACUUUCAUGAGGAUUUUGCUUUCUUUUUAAGUGUUUCACCAUUUUUAAAAGAUUCCAGGAGAAAGGAACUUCAUUAUGCUUACAAGCGAAGAAAAAGAACUACAAAAUGGGUUUGAUCAAGAAUGAAAUAUUGAAGCUUUGACAAGCAAUGGAACACCUUUUCUGUCGAUCACCAUUAACUCCGUUAAGAAUGGGUUCGAGGAUUUGCAAGAACAAAUGGUGUGGUACGACAGCGUCGUUUGAAUGGAAGAAGGGAUGGACUAUAAAAUCCGGUGCAGUUGUCGACCUUUGCUACAAAUGCGGUUCCGCUUAUGAGAAUUUAGUUUUCUGUGAAACCUUCCACCAAGAGGAAGACGGUUGGAGGCAAUGCAGUUUAUGCCACAAGCGUAUUCAUUGUGGAUGCAUUGUUUCAAACUAUCAAUUUGAGGCCCUUGAUUAUGGUGGUGUAAGGUGUUCUAGCUGUUUAAAGAGCCCUCAAUGUCAUCCGAUGCAGAAUGAUGAAACUCCCAAUGAAUUUGGUACAUCAACUGCAAAUAGCAUCAACAAUUUGCAACACCCUUGUGUUGAAAAUAGAAUGAAUUGCAAUAUUGUUGGCAAGGAUAAUUUUAUGCAAUUGGGAAAAACUAUGGAGGCCGAUGAGCUCAACCACUUGCUUCAAUCUCAGAAAGGUGAUGCAAAUGUAUCUCUUGGACAAAUCAAACAAGAUGAUAGCAUGCAUGCAGUUAGAGAAGUUAACACUAUCUUUCCAACCACAUCUCUACCAUCCAUUGGACCAUCUGAAUUUGCCAAAUCAGACAAUAGUAUACCGAUGUUAAUGGGUAAAGAUGUGUAUGAAUCAUUGGUUCAACCAUCAUUGAAUAUCAGCUUGAGUUCCUCUUCAGGGCCUCCAAAUUUUUUGUUACCUUUUCCUGGUAAUGCUGUUGAAGGAAUGGAACACAGCAAAUCAGCUUUCACUUUUCAACAAGGGCAAAGGACACGGCAUAUACUGCCCAAACCUCCAAAUUCUAGCCUCUCGAUAGGUUCAGAGGCAAAUAAAAGCAUGGUUCCUGAGAUUCGCAUUGCAAGGCCACCUGCUGAGGGGAGGGGACGGAAUCAGUUACUUCCUCGAUACUGGCCAAGGAUUACCGACCAGGAACUGCAGCAAUUAUCUGGAGAUUUGAAUUCCACCAUUGUGCCAUUAUUCGAGAAGGUUCUGAGUGCUAGUGAUGCUGGUCGAAUUGGUCGUUUGGUCCUCCCAAAAGCAUGUGCUGAAGCAUAUUUUCCUCCUAUUUCUCAAUCAGAAGGCCUUCCAUUGAGGGUUCAGGAUGCAAAGGGGACAGAGUGGACAUUUCAAUUCAGAUUUUGGCCCAAUAAUAACAGCCGGAUGUAUGUUUUAGAAGGGGUAACCCCUUGCAUACAGUCCAUGCAAUUACGAGCUGGUGAUACUGUUAUAUUUAGUCGGAUAGAUCCUGGAAACAAACUUGUCAUUGGAUGUCGAAAGGCAUCAAAUUGUGUUGAUGUGCAGGAUGCCCAAACAUCAGCCCUGUCUAAUGGCACUAUUUAUGGAGGAUCUUCUUUUUCUAGUGUCACUGAAAACCUGUCUACAUGUGCAGGCAAGAUGAAUGAGGAUUCUCCACAGCAAUCGCUGCUGAUUCCAGAGAAGAAGAGGACUCGAAAUAUUGGGUCCAAAAAUAAGAGGUUGCUCAUGCAUAGUGAAGAUGCCCUGGAGUUGAAAAUAACAUGGCAGGAAACACAGGACAUACUUCGCCCACCUCCAAGUGUUGAGCCAAACAUUGUCACUAUUGAAGGCUAUGAAAUUGAGGAAUAUACUGAACCUCCGGUUUUUGGAAAAAGGAGUAUAUUCACAGCCCGACCAUCUGGGGGGCAGGAUCAAUGGGGUCAGUGUGAUAAUUGCUCCAAAUGGCGAAAGUUGCCCAUAGAUGUUUUUCUCCCUCUCAAGUGGACAUGUGCAGACAACAUUUGGGAUUUGAGCAGGUGUUCAUGUUCUGCACCAGAUGAGUGGAAUCCAAAGGAAUCAGAAAGUCUUUCCAGACUUGGAAAGGAUUACAAGAGGCAAAAAUCCAUGGAGAGCCAUAAAUUAGCCCAAGAAGGUGAGCCUACUGGCUUAGAUGCUCUGGCCAAUGCUGCAGUUCUAGAAGAAAAUGGAGGUGACUCUGGUGAGCCAUCAGCUGAAGCCACCACCAGACACCCUCGGCACCGCCCUGGCUGCUCGUGUAUUGUAUGUAUUCAGCCCCCAAGUGGAAAGGGCAAGCACAAGUCCACAUGCAUAUGCAAUGUGUGCAUGACUGUGAAGCGCCGAUUCAGAACCCUAAUGCUGCGCAAAAAGAAACGCCAAUCAGAGCAUGAAGCAGAAUCUUCACAGAUUAAGCACCAGAUUCACCCCAUCAAUGAAUCAGAAAUAAGCGGCAUGGUAAGAAAUGUGUCAUUGCAGAGAAACCAUUCAGACGGUGAAAACAACCAGAGCAAAAUCCAAGAAGAGGUAGUCGCUGAAACUGGUACAGGACAAAUAGACUUGAACUGCCGUCCUGACAAUGAAGAAGACCUGCUUCCAGGUGUAACAGGAGUGAGCAUGACAAGCCUUGUUCAAGCAGCAAGCCAUCCAUUGGAUUUCUACUUGAAGCAGACUGGGCUCACAAGUUUGAUAUCUGACCAACCGAUGAGCUCAAACUCCCGUCCCCUCCCCCAGGUUACUGGAGGGGAAGAUGGACACCUAACUGAUGAACGGUCCCUUUCACCUCUAAUCUGGGAGCAUGGGAGUGGAGCUGGUGAAGGCUACCACAAACCUGAUUUGGACUGAAAAUCACCCGUCUCCGUGGCCUCUACUUUUCUCCUUCCUGAACAUUUUAAAUUUAUUUGUGGUCAUGUUCCUUUCUGUAGAGGAAGGUUUUUGUUUGUGAUACAUUGUUUAAUUGAAUGUUCUCCUGUUUGUUUCUUGUCAUGCAUAUCUCCUUCUCUCUCUGUGAAUAUUUUUCUAGUUUUUAUACAUUUGAAUUGACCAGACGGGCUAAACAAAGAGCAGAGCUUGGUUGGUUUCCUAGUGAA